Molecule: messenger RNA, 899 nt
Organism: Betta splendens (Siamese fighting fish)
Lineage: Eukaryota; Metazoa; Chordata; Actinopteri; Anabantiformes; Osphronemidae
Gene: mmab
Product: metabolism of cobalamin associated B
Exons: 9
Coding region: 66-761 (231 amino acids)
Molecular function (GO): corrinoid adenosyltransferase activity
Source: RefSeq, a predicted model, not a curated record
UACGGACACCGCGGAGAGACAUUCGGCACACUCGUAAACACUUAGCUGUUAGCCAUUAGCAUAACAUGGCUUCAUUUAUUAUCAAACCUGCUCAUCUUCGCUGUAUCAUUAGUAUAGAAAGACUCAUAUGCGAGCGUCUGACAAAGACAAAACUAUGUUCAGCCAGAAGUUACUCCACUGAAGGAGACAAGAGGAUACCUAAGAUAUACACCAAAACUGGAGACAAAGGUUUUUCAAGCACAUUUACAGGAGAAAGGAGGCCAAAGGAAGAUCAGAUAUUUGAAGCUCUGGGAAAUACAGAUGAACUGUCAUCAGCUAUAGGCUUGGCUAGAGAGUUUUGCCUCAACACAGGCCACACAUUCACACAUCAACUGGACAAGAUACAGUGCAUUUUACAAGAUGUGGGCUCCAAUAUUGCCACCCCAAUGUCCUCUGCAAGAGAAAGUCACAUAAAGAGAACAACAUUUACUGCUCAGCCAGUUGCAGACCUGGAAACCUGGAUUGACACCUUUACAGAGGAACUUCCUCCACUGACUAGUUUUAUUUUGCCUUCCGGAGGAAAAAGCAGCGCAGCUUUGCACUUUGCUCGGGCAGUCUGCCGGAGAGCAGAACGCAGUGUUGCUCCAAUUGUGCGCUCAGGGGAGGCAGAUCCGAACGUUGCCAAGUUUUUGAACAGACUCAGUGACUACCUGUUCACUGUGGCCAGAUACGCUGCCAUGAAAGAAGGCAACAAGGAGAAAAUCUACAAAAGACCUGACUAACCUAUUUGUUUCAGGGUGGCAGAUGCACAUCAGUAAUGUUUGUUGUAUUAGAACUAAAAUAUGAAUAUUGUCUAUACUUUUGUAUUUGUUGGAUAUGAGCAAAUAAUCAAUAAACACACUACUAGCUAAAUCACUAAA